CUUUUUCCACUUUCUUUUCCUCUCAUUGUCCUCUCUGUCUUUCAUCUUCACUUCUAUUGGAGAUUCAAGUUGAUAAAGCCAAACAGAUUCCUUCAACUUCAGCAUGAGUCUACUGGGUAUUCUCAAAUUUGCGCUGAAAUUCCUUCACGUUCUUGCAUGGCCUCUCUUUGCUUUGGGGUAUCCUCUAUGUGCUUCGAUCCGGGCAAUUGAGAGUAAUUCAAAUUGGGAGACUCAGAAGUUGGUCACAUAUUGGAUUUCCUUCUCUUUGGUUUCACUCUUUGAGCAUUCUUUCGUGAACCUCCUUGAAUGGAUACAGUUCUGGCCUCAUAUUAAGUUAAUGAUCAUCUGCUUGCUGGUUAUACCUUACUUUGAUGGUUCCUUUUACGUCUAUAAUCACCUUGUUCGUCCAUGCCUCUUUAUCAACCCCCAAGUUAUUGUUGAUAAAUUCAAAAAGUGGAUGGUGCUCUUACACAAGAGAGAUCACUUUCUAGCUGAGGCAGAGAGAUAUAUCAAAGAGAAUGGACCUGAAGCUCUUGAGAAACUCAUUGCUAAUGAGCUUAAGACCAGAAAGCCUAAUGUUGAUGUGGAAGAGAUCAAAGCUUUUGCAGCUACAGAAAAGAAAGAAGUGGAGUGGUCACCCAACAAAGAACCUGAUACUAUGCAGAAGGAUAAUGAAGCUGUGGAAGUAAUAGAGAAGAAGGAAGUGCCCGCAGUCAAGCAGAUGGUUCAAGCAGAGCCUAGCCUUGAUCAGACUGAUAACAGAACAUCAGCCACUACGGAGAUUAUAGGACCAGCUGUGGCAGUUGCAGCAGCCAGAGAAGUUCCUGUUAUACACGUGUCUAAGGAAGUCCAGAAAGAGUGGACUUGUGAUAUCUGUCAGUUAACCACUACAAGCGAAAAAACUAUGAAUAUACACCUUCAAGGGAAGAAACACAAGGCUACUUAUGAGGCGGUGAAAGCAAAGAACCAGCCAAACAUUGUCCCAGCUUCAACUGCAAAGAAAACUUGUCAGCCAAUUGAGAAGCCACAAAAGAUAGAAUCCACAAACGGAUUAAAAGGAAGCACUAUUACAAAUCAUGACGAAAAAGGGCAAGGCCAGUCAAAGAGUGUCUCGUCUUCAACUGCAAAGGAAUCUGAUCAUCCCACAAAAGAGUCACCCAGCAAAGAACCUGAUACUAUGCAGAAGGAUAAUGAAGCUGUGGAAGUAAUAGAGAAGAAGGAAGUGCCCGCAGUCAAGCAGAUGGUUCAAGCAGAGCCUAGCCUUGAUCAGACUGAUAACAGAACAUCAGCCACUACGGAGAUUAAAGGACCAGCUGUGGCAGUUGCAGCAGCCAGAGAAGUUCCUGAUAUACACGUGUCUAAGGAAGUCCAGAAAGAGUGGACUUGUGAUAUCUGUCAGUUAACCACUACAAGCGAAAAAACUAUGAAUAUACACCUUCAAGGGAAGAAACACAAGGCUACUUAUGAGGCGCUGAAAGCAAAGAACCAGCCAAACAUUGUCCCAGCUUCAACUGCAAAGAAAACUUGUCAGCCAAUUGAGAAGCCACAAACGAUAGAAUCCACAAAUGGAUUAAAAGGAAGCACUAUUACAAAUCAUGACGAAAAAGGGCAAGGCCAGUCAAAGAGUGUCUCGUCUUCAACUGCAAAGGAAUCUGAUCAUCCCACAAAAGAGGUGCCAGAAAAGAGUGUGUCAAACAUUGGAUUGAAACAGAAAAUUAUCCCUACUGACGAGGAAAAAACUCAAGGCCAGCAAAAGAAUGCGAAGACAGAAGCUAUUGGUGUGAAGCAUUCCAGUUUCAGGUGCGAAAUCUGCAAUAUAAGCUGUACUGGAGAUGUCAACUUUGCUUCUCACCUUAACGGGAAAAAGCACUUGGCUCGGGUUGUUGCAGUAGAUAAUAUGAUUGGACAGUCUGAUCCAUGAUGAUUCAUAUCACCUAGUUGGAAAAGCUAUUGUGGUUGUUGCAGUAAAUAUGAUGAACAUCUAAAGGUACUGGGAUUGAAAAUCUACGGUGUGUGUGUGUGUGUUUUAUUCUUGAAUUUUAGGUGAUUGCACCAGCAAAGUUGAGACACAGCUGAUAAAUUUUAUUUUGGAUUAUUUGAAUUGAUAUAUUUGCAUCAGUACACGGUACACCAAUACUGAAGUUUAUGUUUGGCCCCUUCAUGUAAUGUACCAAAAUCUGGAAAUAACAUCUGUGGUGGUGGCUAAAUAAGAGUACCAUUGUAGUUUCCUUGAGA
This is a messenger RNA of Alnus glutinosa, 2235 nucleotides long. RefSeq lists its product as uncharacterized. Lineage: Eukaryota; Viridiplantae; Streptophyta; Magnoliopsida; Fagales; Betulaceae. The coding region runs from base 104 to 1921 and encodes 605 amino acids. The transcript is spliced from 9 exons. Gene Ontology annotation, molecular function: zinc ion binding; nucleic acid binding. The record is from RefSeq and is a predicted model, not a curated record.